Molecule: messenger RNA, 2908 nt
Organism: Pangasianodon hypophthalmus (striped catfish)
Lineage: Eukaryota; Metazoa; Chordata; Actinopteri; Siluriformes; Pangasiidae
Gene: tnfrsf9a
Product: tumor necrosis factor receptor superfamily, member 9a
Exons: 10
Coding region: 513-1343 (276 amino acids)
Biological process (GO): regulation of cell population proliferation
Cellular component (GO): external side of plasma membrane
Molecular function (GO): cytokine binding; signaling receptor activity
Source: RefSeq, a predicted model, not a curated record
GUAGCUCAGUGGUUAAAACAUUGGACUACUGAGUAGAAGGUUGUGAGUUUGCACUGCUGGGCUGUUGAGCAAGGCCCUGAACCCUCAACUGCUCAGUUGUAUAAAAUGAGAUAAAUGUAAGUCGCUCUUGGACAAGAAUGUCUGCCAAAUGCUGUAAAACGUAAAUGGAAACAUAGCCUAAUCAUUGAUGCAAUGAAUGAAGCUGCUAUAGUUGAAGUAAAAGCUUGGCCUCAAAAAGGAUCUGAUGGUUUUUGGUCUUGAUCAUUAUUCAGUCUCACUUUCAUUUGAAUUACAUCUCGACUUGACCUGGACCUCCUUAAGACUCAGAUCUUGAUCUUGACUGGUCCAGGUCUUGGACUUGACAGUGGUGAUCUUGACUACAGUCCUACUAUGAAGUGACCAAUAUGAAACGUUACACGAUAACAAAGACGAGAAAAACAGCUGCUUCACUCAUCAUCAUACUCUGAGCUGCGCGGGUCUGUCACCUUCUGUCUCACCCUGAACUCACAAACAUGCGUCUCAUCCAGCUGAGACUGUGUCAUGUCCUACUCAUCACCACUACUAUUUUAUACACAACUGAGGGAGUAAAAGAAGGAUGUGCAGACUGGAGACUGCAUGAAACUGAUGAAGUCUGCUGUACAAAAUGCAACCCAGGGAACCGCUUGGUGGUGCAAUGUGGACAAGACAGAACUAAACUCUGUACACCAUGUGAAUCUAAUACUUACACAGAUCUUCCAGCGUCAUUGUACUGCAAAAGAUGCACUCAGUGUGUAGAUCCAAUGGUUCAGCUGAAACCCUGCAAUGCCAGCGCAGACACUGUGUGUGGAUGCAAACCUGGGUUUCGCUGUGGAGAUCAGCAGUGUACCUUCUGUGUUGAAGAGUGCAAAAAGGGUCAAGAGCCAACAGAAGAUUGGACUUGUAGAAAAUGCCCAGAGGGAACAUUUAAUGAUAAAAUCCACAGCACUUGUAAAUCAUGGACAAAAAGUUGUCCUGAAGGAGAACACAUUAUUAGCAGCGGUAAUGAAACCAGUGACAUUAAUUGCAGCAGGACACAAGCGACCACUCAUUUAGCCACAAAAGAUAUCUUUAUAUAUCCACUAAUCGGAAUCUUUGGUGGCAGUUCUGCAAUCAUGAUCAUUCUCAUUUUAUCGCUGUGGCUCACCUAUAAAAGAACAAAAACCAAGAGCAAGGAUGCAAAGCCGCAUACUCCAUCUCAAGGAGAACUCACUAUUAUGAUGGUGGAGCAUGAUGAAGCCUGCAGCUUCCAUCAGCCGGAGCAGGAGCAAGGUGGCAGCUCUGAGUCCAUCAACACGCAAGACUCGAAAACAAAACUCAUAGUGUGAGCUCUGGAUUACUUUGUGCAGUCUUUCCUCAUGCUGAACUCAUGGGAUAUUAAACUUGGUGUUGUGCAUGUUUUAUACACCAAGAUCCUCUCUUUGGUGCAGUCUUGAGAUGGAGUUUUGGACAGAGAGACAGGUGAAUUUCUUGGCAUACUAUUUACAUAUGAAAGGACAUGUCCUAAAUAAGACCUAUUUAAAAUAAAAAUAGUAGGAUAACAUGCCAAAUGUUAGCAUGAGAUAUUUUGUGCAAAAUAAAGCAGCUAGAGAGAGACAGACUUGCUUGCUGCUUGGUCACGUAGGAGUCUAAAUGUGAACCCUUGACACUUCUUAUAGAUGUGGGCGUCUCCUACAUGUUACUGCGUCACACUUGUAAGUCACAGACUUCUUGAAAUACCCUGGUGGGCUUCCCCCGGUUUCCUGCUACAAAUGGCACUAUUUUAAAUGUCUCGUUUUAGAGACUUGGACAUGCUUCAGGGGGAAGAUGAUUGAAAACAUUUUUUAAAAUCGCAAAACUUCCUGGCACUGGCAAAAACCUUCUAAUCAUCUUCUGAGAAGAUGAUUUUGCAAGCACCUCUUAUGAAAUUUCACAGCACUAAACCAUGUGUAAACGGCAAUAAUUAGACAGCUGUAAAUAUGAUCUUUUAAGAUUGUGUAAUAUGCAAAGGGAAUUUCACAACUUUCUGGAACAAGACCCAGGGACGCUCAAGGGAAUGUGUUGCUGGUCAGGUUUCCCCUGACAGGAUUUGUGUGGUGUAGAUCAGCAAGAAGCACUGGAGCAAAAGAGGAUUUGGGAGAAAUUAAACCAACCAAAAUACCUCUGCUUUUUUUUAAUUUUUAUUUUUUAAUUUUUAAAAAAGCUUUCAAUAGCAAAGUUUGAUACAUCCCAAACCAAGAAAGUGAAACUGAACCCGAUACUAAGCCUGUUACGUAAUAUUUAGUGUUCCCAGUGACUCAAAGGACUCUAAAGAAUGAGGGUGACUCAUAUGCCAUGACAAUGCUCAAUAUCCAACAUUUAAUCUCUAUUAACCAGUUGACAUACAAGAACACCACUUACCUUUGGUAUGUAUGUGCCUGUGGUUCACUUGAGCUUAAAUUCUUUCAUUGACUUCCCUUUUCAUUGGCACCCUGGAAUGAUCUCAGUUCUCUUCAGGGUAGUUUCUUUUGAGAAAAUCCACCCACACCUGGCAUUUUUGCACAACAUAGAUUGGCUAAUUUCAGAUGACAUUUAGAGUUUUUCCUUCACCUGAGCUUAUCUCUAGUAGGAAGGAUAUCAAGCCAUCUAGCAGCAAAGACAGUCAGUUAGGAAUCCCCCCAGUGAAUGAUUUGCUGAGAAUGUUAACAGGAAUGUGACACCUGAGUGGAUCUGUUCUCUCAGAAAGGACACAACCAGCUCCAGGAUAACGGGUCAUGCUCCAACACACUUAUUAGUUACAGUUACAGUAAUAAUAUCAUGUAAAAAUCAUACCCAUGUUGAAGUUUUUUGACAUUUUACACUGUGCCAAUGCUACAGUUUGUUAACCAUAUGUGCAGUAUUAUAUUUCUGUCAAAUAAAAAUGUUUAUAAAAAUA